Messenger RNA from Nannospalax galili (Upper Galilee mountains blind mole rat), 2763 nucleotides. RefSeq names its product ankyrin repeat and zinc finger peptidyl tRNA hydrolase 1 (gene Ankzf1). The transcript has 13 exons. The coding region runs from base 383 to 2554 and encodes 723 amino acids. Gene Ontology annotation, molecular function: protein binding. Lineage: Eukaryota; Metazoa; Chordata; Mammalia; Rodentia; Spalacidae. The record is from RefSeq and is a predicted model, not a curated record.
CGCUCCGUACUGAUGGGAUUGUGGUGUUGCAGAAAUCCGGCUUCCGAACUGAGGCAGAGCUUUCGACUUGCUCCCGGGGCGGUGUAACGGCUUCUGAGCGCGGGGGCUCGUAGGUCGGCUGGGCAGCCUCCGGCUUUUAACUGUUGGGUCCGAUUUGGGUCUGGAUGCUCUCCAUCUUACACUUGUCCACCAAGAGGGGGUUGAGAAACGGACGCGCCACAUAGUUACCGCAGGACUGGUAACAGUUGAGGACCCAGGGGCUUUGCCUGAGGGAAGACCGACCGGGCAAGGCCCGAGACGUGGCAGUAGAUCUGCCCUCGGAGUGCUGUUGCUUUCCCCGUUUCUGCCCCGGGAGCUGCUCCUAAGUAGAUCCUCUCCAGCCAUGUUGCCGGCUCCUAGUGCAGUCCCAGCCCCGACCCCGGCCCCUGCCUUGGUCUCCCUGUUUGACAUCAGCGCGGAUGUUCCACUGCUUCGAGGCCUGAGCCUGGUGAGCCACGCUCCGGGGGAGGCUCUGGCCGGAGCGCCGAGCACUUCCUGUCCAGGAGAGAGAGCAAGCCCAAAGAGAAAAGCAUUCCAACAUCCUGUGGAUAUUUCAGAGAAAUUAUUUUGUUCAGCUUGUGACCAGAGCUUCCAGAACCACCAGGAACAGAGAGAACAUUAUAAACUUGAUUGGCAUCGCUUUAACCUAAAACAGCAUCUCAAGAACAAGCCUCUCCUGUCUGCUGCAGACUUUGAAAAGCAGAGCUCCACAGGAGAUCUUUCCAGCAUCUCAGGAUCAGAAGACUCAGACUCAACUAGUGAAGAGGAAUUGCCAGUAUCAGAUGAGGAGAGGCCUGAAUUUCAGAAGCCUAACCGACCACGAGGAUUCUACCCUCAUCGGGCCCUUUUCCAAAAUGCCCAGGGCCAGUUUCUUUAUGCCUAUCGCUGUGUCCUAGGCCCUCGCCAGGUUCCCCCAGAAAAGUCAGAAUUGCUGCUCCGGAACCUGCAAAGUGGAGGUCCCAGAUACUGCAUUGUGCUCAUGGCUUCAGCAGGGCACUUUGCUGGUGCCAUUUUUCAAGGAAGAGAAGUGGUGACACACAAGACCUUUCACCGUUACACCGUGCGGGCCAAACGGGGCACAGCUCAGGGGCUUCAUGAUGCCCAGGGUAGAGCAUCACGCUCUGCUGGAGCCAGCUUGAGGCGUUACAAUGAAGCCAUGUUACAUAAGGACAUUCGUGACCUGCUGGCAGGGCCAACAUGGGCUAAAGUGCUGGGGGAAGCAGAAACAAUACUGCUACGUGCCCCCGGAUCUAGUCGGUCUUUGUUCUUUGGAGGCCGGAAAGCACCUCUGCAAAGGGAUGAUUCCAGGCUUUGGGAUAUCCCCCUAGCCACCCGCAGACCCACCUUUGGAGAGCUUCAGCGUGUACUUCAUAAGCUGACCACCCUGCAUAUCUAUGAUGAAGACCCUCGGGAAAUUGUCAGAUUUCAUUCACCUCAAACACAGAAGGCAGUAAGAGUGGAGAGGAAAAAGUCCACUGAGAAAGAGAGAACAAAGGUCCUUAGUGAAGGAAAUGAGGCACUGGGGCAGGAUGAAGAAUCACUCAAACAAGGUUCAGAGUCGCAGGGAGAAAAUGGCUCCCAGGUAGAGUUGGAGCUAGUAGAGUUGACAUUGGGGACCUUAGAUCUUCGUGAAUUUGAGGUAUUGCCCAAGCGGAGGAGGAGGAAAAAAAAGGAGAGAAGUCAAGACCAGCAUGCUGGGGCACAUAGGACUUUUCUUCAGCAGCCUCAAGACGAUGAACCAUUCUCACAGUCAGCCCAGGCAGUUGCAAUGGGCACUUUGGUUGAUGAGGCCAAAGCCCUUGAUCAGCCAGAGCUCUGGGAUGUUCUUCUAGCUGCUUGCCGAGCUGGGGAAGUUGAGGUGCUAAAGCUCCAGCUAACUGCUGGGCCUGUAGACCCUGUAGUUAUGUCCCUACUCAAUGCCCCCCUGGGCUCUGGUGGCUUUACUCUCCUGCAUGCAGCAGCCGCAGCUGGAAGAGGUACAAUAGUUCGUCUGCUGUUGGAGGCAGGUGCUGACCCCACUGUACAGGACUCUAGAGCUCGGCCACCUUAUACUGUAGCAGCUGACAAAUCAACACGUAAUGAAUUCCGAAGGUUCAUGGAGAAGAAUCUUGAUGCCUAUGAUUACAAGAAGGCUCAGGUACCAGGGCCACUGACUCAAGAAAUGGAAGCCCGGCAGGCUAGAAGGAAAAAGGAGCAGAAGGCAGCUCGGCGGCAACAGGAACAACAGCAGCGGAAACAGAGGGAGCAAGAGGAACAGGAGCAAGAAGAGCAACGGCGAUUUGCUGCUCUCAGCGACCGAGAGAAGAGAGCUCUGGCUGCAGAGCGCCGACUAGCUGCCCAGUUGGGAGUCCCUAGCCCUCCAAUUCCUGAAUCUACAGUUGUCAAUGCUGGACGCUGCUGGAGUUGUGGAGCGUCCUUCCAAGGCCUCAUCCCCUUUCACUACUUCGACUUCUCUUUCUGCUCCACACGUUGCCUCCGAGAUCAUCGCUGUCAGGCAGGGAAGCCUUCUUCCUGAUUUAUUAUAGCCACCUGGGGCCAACUCUAGGCCUCAGAGGACACACAUAACUAUAGCUUCCUCCUCAUGAAGCUCAAGAUUAUUUGGAAGAUCAGGGUGAAGGACACUCAGGCAAAGACAGGGCCACAGAGGUAUGUGGAGCUGGUACUGUCUUUGGAACUUUAAUCACAAUAAAGUUUGGCAAGAAAACUGUACUUGUACUUAACAUU